UUCACCCCAAAAAAUUUUUUUUUUUUCAAAAAACCAGCUCACCGGAAUCUCAACAUUUUCUUUAUUUUCCGGCGAGUUUUUUAUAACCAAUGAAGGUGCUCAGCCCAACGCACCCACCGGCCAGGACUGAAGAUCUCUUUUCGGGGUUCUCCCCGCCGGGCACAUUCCGAGCUGGGUUUGCACGGAGGAGCGAAAGCAUGGCCACCACUCAGUCAUCAGAAAUUGUGGAAGAAGGUGGUGAAAAAGUGUACGUGGCCGUUGGAAAAUCAGUGGCUAAAGCUGUUGCUUUGCUUCAGUGGUGUUUUAGGACGUUCGUCGGUUCGGAAAUUUGCAUUCUUCAUGUUCACAAACCUUCUCCUUUGAUUCCCACUCUGCUGGGGAAACUACCAGCAAGUCAAGCAAAUCCUGAAGUGGUGACUGCAUUUAGGAAUGAGGAGUGGGAAACGACGGGAAAACUUCUGCAGAAUUACUUCAAAAUUUGCAGCACUUCCAAGGUUAAGGCAAGCACUGUUACCAGUGAAGCUGACCAAGUUCAAUUGGAGAUUGUGAAUCUUGUAAGCAGACAUGACAUUAAGAAGCUAGUCAUUGGAGCUAUUCCAGAUUGUUCGAAGUUGAAGAAAUGCUCCAGUAAAGCAAGUUAUGCAGCCAAAAUGGCUCCUCCCUUCUGCAAGAUAUGGUUCGUCAACAAAGGGAAAUUGGUCUGGACGAGACAAGAUUCUCAAAGCUCAAGUUCUUUUGCAUUAACCAGUCAACAAGAACUUGCAGCAGCAUCGAACUUAAGAUCUCAAUCUGCACCCUCUUCUAAGAGCAAUGAUAAUUAUCACCCAGAAUGUAUUCGAUCUAGAUCUGCUCAAUAUCCAGCUUGUUCAGGAACAAGAAAUUGUUUUCAGAAGGAAGGAGCUAAGGUGGAACCAUCUUCUCUUACUCUGCCAACUAGAUGCUAUCCAAGCACUUUUCAAUUCUUCAGUCCUGCAACUUUGAGCUCUAGCUCAGGAUAUGCUUCAUCUGCUGUAUCAAGAGUGUCUUCAGAUUCUAAUUCAAAAGUCGAGAAAGAGGGCUUAUAUGGUUGGCUUAAAGAACUUAAGAAAGAAGCUGAAGAAUCAAGGGAUGAAGCAGAUUCAGAGCUCUUGAUGUGUCAAAAAUUGGAAGCUGAAGCUGUAGAAGCCAUCAGCAAUGCCAAAGCUUUUGAAUCUGCUUAUGAACGGGAAGUCAAAAUUAGGAAAGAAGCUGAAGAAGAGCUUAGAACUACAAUACAGGAGCAAGAGAAGCUCUUAGAAGAAAGAGAGGUUUUAACUCGUGAGUUCCAAAAGGCCAUGAGAAAUAUAGCCGUUCUAGAUAGUCGUGCACAGGAAGCAAACUGCCGGUGUGAAGAUGUUGCUGGAGAACUGAAGCUUAUUCAAUCUUCACUGGCAAGAUUACAGCGGGAAAGGCAGAAAAUUCAGCAACAGAAAAUUGAAGCUGUGCAGUGGCUUGAUCACUGGAAAAGUGGCUCACAAGUCAAUGGUGAAAAUAUCAAUGGUCUUGUACAAUUUAGUGGAGAAUCAUUGGAAUUGGCAGAAUUUUCACUGUUGGAUUUGCAGGCCGCAACAUGCAAUUUUUCAGAGAGUUUUAAGAUUGGACGGGGAGGAAAUGGUGCAGUGUACAAAGGGGAGAUGUUGAACAGAACAGUCGCCAUAAAGAUGCUGCAUCCGCAUUCUAUACAAAAGCAACCUGAAUUUUGUCAAGAGGCUCAAAUUCUUGGAAGAGUGCACCAUCCUCAUCUGGUGACAUUAAUUGGCGUAUGUCCUGAAGCCUGGUCCCUUGUUUUUGACUACUUACCUGGUGGCAGCCUCCAAGAUCGCCUCUUCCACGGAAGUAAUGUUUGUCCCUUAGACUGGAAGACCCGAGUACGGAUUAUUUCUGAAAUUGCUAGUGGCCUUCUGUUUUUGCACUCUUCUGGUCCUGAAGGAAUAACUCAUGGCGAUUUGACACCUAAUAAUGUCCUACUAGACUCUGAGAACUGCUGCAAAGUUGGUGACUUUGGAAUUUUCAGAUUAGUACCAGAACAAACCCUUCGCUGCCCAAGUUUCCGUCGCAUCACUGAGACAAGAGGUGCUUUUCCCUACACAGAUCCAGAAUUUCAUAGGACUGGAAUCCUGACACCUAAAUCUGAUGUUUUCUCAUUCGGGCUGAUCAUACUUCAGUUACUCACUGGGAAACCUCCAGCUGGACUGGCCUGCGAAGUACGAAAAAUGGUCUGCUGUGGAAAAAUAACAGCAAUCUUGGAUUCAUCUGCAGGGGAGUGGUCUACAUUUGUUGCAAGGAGAUUGGUGGAGUUGGGGUUGCAAUGCUGUGAAUUGAAUGGAAGGGAUAGGCCUUCCAUCACGCCAACUCUGGUUAGGGAACUGGAGCAUUUACAUGUCUUGGAGGAGAGACUGGUGCCCUCUUUCUUCUUGUGCCCCAUUCUUCAGGAGAUAAUGCAUGACCCCCAGGUGGCAGCAGAUGGAUUCACCUAUGAAGGAGAGGCCUUGCGUGGCUGGUUGGAAAAUGGCCGUGAGACAUCUCCCAUGACCAAUUUGAAAUUAAGUCACUUGACUCUUACUCCUAAUCAUGCACUGCGGCUUGCCAUUCAGGAGUGGCUCUGCAAAUCUUAAGGUUCUGAAAUUUAUGUGACAUUUAUAUUCUUGUACAUGUAUAGAAGCGUAUAUCUAGAUCUAGCUUGAUGUUUGAGUAGAGUACAUAAAUCAUGUAAUUAGCAGCAGUUUCCCUUUUUGUUUCCCUUUCAUAGUUCGGAGUGUGACAGAAUACAUUCUGUUCAGGUUAGGCCAAUCAGGGACAACUAGAUAGGGAGCAACCUCUCAUUGUUACACAUUUCUUGUAUAAAACAGCUGAAUACAGUCAAUUGAAAAAAUCAGUCUCGCCAGGAACACGUACAUAUCUGCGAUGUUAAGCUAGAUAUCCUCUGAUUUUCUCUCAACUUGCUCAAAAAGAUGG
Coffea eugenioides is the source of this 2973-nucleotide messenger RNA. RefSeq names its product U-box domain-containing protein 33-like. The record is from RefSeq and is a predicted model, not a curated record. The coding region runs from base 90 to 2633 and encodes 847 amino acids. Gene Ontology annotation, biological process: protein ubiquitination; protein phosphorylation. Lineage: Eukaryota; Viridiplantae; Streptophyta; Magnoliopsida; Gentianales; Rubiaceae. Gene Ontology annotation, molecular function: protein kinase activity; ATP binding; ubiquitin-protein transferase activity. The transcript is spliced from 7 exons.